Closterium sp. Naga37s-1 is the source of this 1347-nucleotide messenger RNA. The record is from the annotation of a GenBank genome assembly. NCBI's taxonomy places the organism in Eukaryota, Viridiplantae, Streptophyta, Zygnematophyceae, Desmidiales, Closteriaceae.
AUGCGUCACGUACAGCUAUUUGGGUCGAGGAGACCAACACCAGCGGCAGCGGCGGCGGCGGGUCGCUUGCGCCUUCUCCGCCCGGCCGUUUCCCGGCGCCCUAUCCUCCGCGCUCCGCCGUUUCCCCAGGUCAGCGCGCGGCAGUGGCUCGCUGGGCUCCCUCACGCGCACACUGCGCGGGGCGUUCCUGCCAGAGGUGCGCGGAGAGGGGAGGAGGAGAGUGAAGGGAAAGGUGUCUGUGCUGCCAGGAAAGAAAAAGAGGAGCAGGAGAAGCGAGUUCCUCACCAGGAUAGAGGUUACCCUGAGAGUGUUACAGAUGACUACCUGGCGUUUCAAACGUGGGACACCCUACAGGGACUAUCGACAUAUAUACGCAGCAUGCUAUCCACGCAGGUGCUGCUGGCAGGGCUGGGAGUGGGUCGGGCAUCCGCGUCGGCCAUCAGUGCCACGUUCCAGUGGUUCGUGCGUGACUUCACAGGCAUGCUUGGAGGCAUUCUCUUCGCCAUGUACAAGGGAUCGAAUCUCGACAGCAAUGCCAAGCAGUGGAGGCUGGCUGCUGACGUCAUCAAUGAUGUCGGGAUGCUUCUGGAUCUGCUCUCGCCCCUCGUGCCCUCCGCCUUCCUGCCGCUGCUCUGCCUUGGGAGCAUCUCCAGAGCCAUAACCGGCACGGCCAGUGGAGCCACCAGAGCGGCUCUUACACAACACUUCGCUAAAAGGCAGAACGCUGCAGACAUCUCCGCCAAGGAGGGCAGUCAGGAGACGGCAGCAACGAUGGCAGGCAUGCUGGCGGGGAUGGUGGUGGGGCAGCUCGUGGCUGGCAAUGUGCUGCUGCUGUGGGCUGUCUUCCUCUCCCUCACUGCUUUCCACGUCUAUGGUACUGUGUGGACUGGCAUGCUAGUGUGCAUGCUGGCAGGGAUGGUGGCAGGGAUGGUGGCAGGGAUGGUGGCAGGGAUGGUAGAGAAGCAUUUCAGGGAUGAUAGAGGGGCAUUUCAGGGAUGUUGCACCUGCGCUGUGAAGCACCUGCGCUGUGAAGCACCUGCGCCUGACAAACACAACAACACCACUCGCUUCUCCCCUCUGUGUCUCAACCCCGCCACACUCCUCCCGGCCCCCACCCCUUUCCAACAGAGCAGCCAACUACCGCGCUGUGAAGAGCCUGUGCCUCACGAGCCUCAAUCGAGAGAGGGUGGCACUGUUGCUGCUGGCGUACCGGGGCGAGCAGAAGCAAGUAAUCUCACCAACUGCUGUCUCUCUACGGGAGCGCCUCAUUCCCUCCCUGCCUCAGGACAGCCACGGCAGGGCGCACAUGCUCAUGGGGCAUGUGCACUUGGGGGCUCGCUUGAGUGA